This is a messenger RNA of Vanessa tameamea, 2980 nucleotides long. RefSeq names its product integrin-linked protein kinase (gene Ilk). The record is from RefSeq and is a predicted model, not a curated record. Gene Ontology annotation, biological process: signal transduction; protein phosphorylation. NCBI's taxonomy places the organism in Eukaryota, Metazoa, Arthropoda, Insecta, Lepidoptera, Nymphalidae. Gene Ontology annotation, molecular function: protein binding; protein kinase activity; ATP binding. Gene Ontology annotation, cellular component: cytoplasm. The transcript has 8 exons. Bases 181 to 1539 code for a protein of 452 amino acids.
UUUUAGGGAUUGCGAAACUGUCAAAGUCAAACCCUAAUGAAUGAGUCGGGCCGUAAAUUUAUGUUUUAUUGAAAUACAAAUAAACUAUUUUUGAGGCAUAUUUUUUUGAUGACUAAUUAAAACUGAAAAUAUCAAUACGAUAUUUAAGUAAAAGUGAAAGACUUAUUAAGUUAUAAAAUCAUGGAGGAUAUAUUUCAGUGGUGUAGAGAAGGAAAUGCCCUGCAGGUGCGCGUUUGGCUGGAUGAUACGGAGCAUGAUAUGAAUCAAGGUGAUGAUCAUGGCUUCAGUCCUUUGCACUGGGCAUGUAAGGAGGGUCACCUAAAGAUAGUUGAAAUGCUUAUCAGAAGAGGUGCAAGGAUUAAUGUUACGAACAUGGGAGAUGAUACCCCGUUGCACUUGGCUGCUGCACAUGGACACAGACCUAUAGUUCAAUUGCUACUUCAAAACAGAGUUGAUGUGAAUUUCACAAAUGAACAUGGCAACUCUCCAUUGCAUUAUGCUUGUUUUUGGGGAUACAGUGCAAUCGCCGAAGACCUAGUUCUUGCUGGGGCUCUUGUAUCACUGGCUAAUAAGGAUGGGGAUACACCGUUGGACAAAACAAGAGGACAACUUGUACAGAGACUCCAUGAGAUGGCUGUAAAUCAAGGUCAAGAUCUGAAGAAGAUACAAUUUAAAGACCAGUCGUGGUUAGGGUUGAAGACCCGAAGCCGUGAUGCAACUCUUUCUCGACAUAAAGGCAUUAAUAUCAAUGAAUUAGCGUUACACACAAGAAUCGCAGUAUCGCCGUCUGGUGAAACUUGGCGUGGUCGUUGGCAGAAAAAUGAUAUAGUAGCGAAGAUAAUAGCAGUUCGUGAAUGCACACCCCGCGUACAGCGCGACUUUAAUGAGGAAUUCCCUAAGCUCAGGAUAUUUUCCCAUCCUAAUAUAUUACCUGUGGUGGGGUGCUGCGUGUCGCCGCCGUCGCUGGUGGUGAUCUCGCAGUACAUGUCGUGGGGCUCGCUGCACGCGCUGCUGCACGGCGGCGCGGGCGGGCGCGUGGUGGUGGACGCGGGCGCGGCCGUGCGCCUGGCGCGCGACGUGGCGGCCGGCAUGGCCUACCUGCACUCGCUGCAGCGCGACCGCGUGCUGCCCGCCUACCACCUCAACAGCAAGCACAUCAUGAUUGACGAAGAUUUGACAGCGCGUAUCAACAUGGCCGAUGCGAAGUUUUCUUUCCAAGAGAGGGGUCGCGUGUACGCACCGGCUUGGAUGGCUCCUGAGGCCUUAUUGAAACCGAGUGCUAAAAGGAACUGGGAAGCUGCCGAUAUGUGGAGUUUUGCGGUGCUUUUAUGGGAGCUGGCGACUAGAGAGGUCCCGUUCGCUGACCUUUCGCCAAUGGAAUGCGGAAUGAAGAUAGCUCUCGAAGGCCUAAGGAUCACAAUCCCCCCGGGCAUCUCUCCCCACAUUUCGAAACUGAUUAAAAUAUGUAUGAAUGAGGAUCCAGGUAAACGACCAUCAUUUGAAAUGAUUUUACCCAUCCUUGAGAAAAUGAAACGCUAAAACAAAUCGAAUGGGUAAAAAAAAUAUAUUAAAAAAACGCCUAUUCAGUUUUAUAUGAAAACAUUAAUUUGCUUUAAUCGUAUUGUUGUAUUUAUGGUUGUUGUUAAAAUAUUUUAAUCGAUGCAAUGUGUAACAAAUAAUUUCUAACAUGUUAUAUUUAAACAAAAUUUAAAAAUAUGGAAAUAAGAUCUUCUUAUGUAAACAUGAAAAUUUUGGGAGAUGUCAAUUUGUGGUUGAAGGAUGACAAAAAUAGCCUUAGUAUAUUUUAUUCCAAAAAAAAAUCCUGGUUUUUGUUGCCUCCAUCCAAUAAAAGUUAUAUUUAUAGUAUUUCUCGCGCAUCGAUAGUUUAUGUUUUUGAUAGUAUCGAUUGGUUUUUGAAGUACAACCAAAUUAAUAAAUAUAAUUAUAUUGAGCAUUACAAAAAGGUUACAUUUUAACACGACCGUAGAAUCGUCGAACCUACGUAUACUCGAUGGUAAGUUUUCUAUCGAUGUGUUCUCCGUCAAGUCAGUAAAAAAAAACUAUCGAUUAAUCAAUAAACUAUCCAUGUUUUAGAAAUACUUUAACGUAGUAUCUAUUUUAAUCUGUAUUUCUAAGCACAAAUAAAAAUUAAGAAAAAAAAUACAGUUUACAAAAUACUUUACUAAAAUAUUUUUAAUAUAACUUAUUAACUUAAAAAUAAGAUAAUUAGUUUUAAGAUUGAUUAAAAUGUGUAAUUGAUACAACGCGUCCUGUUGUUAUGUUCUGUGUUUACCAUAACUUUUUUACAAAUUGACAACAAGCUAAGAAAUUGAGAUUAUGAAAAAAAAAAAAUAGAAGCUUAAACAAAUUUUUUUUAUAAUAAUAUGACAUUAUUAUUUAUGUUUAAUAAUAAUUGAAUUAUGUUACAAUUAAAUUCUAAUAAAUUAAAGUCAUACAGAGGGUUUUUUCAAGAUACUUAAAUAAUGUACACAAACAAAUCAUACAAAACUUGAUAAGUAUAUUUUUCUUUACGUGCUCGAAGAUUAAUCUCCCAUUAGUGCCAUACAAAAUAAAUUAUAUCUGAUUACAAAAUCACAUAAUGUACAGAGUCUAUUUUUAAAUGCUUCACUGCACUGCCAGUAUUUUUCGUUGUUAGUUAGGUUGUGUUUUUUUUUUAUUUAUAUAUAUUUAAAAUACGGUUAUUCAUUUUACAAUUAUACACAGGAAACAUAUAAAUAUUAUUUUAUCUUAUGAAUAUAGUAUACAUAGGUGCUAAUAAAUCUUGGUUUUCUUACAGAAAUACCUACUUAAUAUAUUAAAAAUACUAGAAAUUGUGCCUUAUUACGAAAAAAAAUAACAUUUACAAUAUAAAUACUUUUCUUUAUCUUAAGAAGACUAUAUUUCAUCAAAAAUAUUUAAAUAUUUUUAUUGUAAAAGAAAAUGUUAAAACGUGAAAUAUUAUACUAACGAUUUUGGACUA